CGCCACGCGGUACCCUUACUCAUUGCUGGUCCAACUCAGCAAGGAUGCAGUUCAUGCUGUCAGUCGUGCUCGUUGCCGGAGCUUUGUCGGCACCCACGCCGCAAUUAUCCGUCAUCGGCAGCUCCGGGUCUAGCAUCACCCGCUUGGUCCCGUUAUUCCUCAAGGACCCCCUAGCCGCUCCCAACACAUUGGUUCCCGUGGUGGUGCCUGCCCCAGCCUCCUCCCCUCGGCAGCAGCAUGAAGAACCUGCACCAGCAGUUUUAAUACAAGACACAAUUAAAGUCGAAGAGAAAGCAAUCGUUCCGGUGACAGAAGAACAAAAACUCACGGGAGACGUAGCCGAAAUCAUUCAAUUUGUAGAAUCCGAGAAGAAGGUCGAAGAAGCAAUAAAAUCAGAAGUUGUCGAAGCUGCGGAGGCCGCGGAAGCUUUGGACGCUUUUAUUGCAGAAGUUAAGGUUGAAGCACCAGAGGAUGUGGCGCAAGCUUCCUUAGUUGCAGCAGAAAAAGCUCAAGUUGCUCUCGCAGAAGCCAUCAAGAGUGAUAUUAAAGCUGCUGUUGCUGUUGAACAAACUGUUGCUGAGGAAGUGGCAGAUGUUGCAGCAGAAUUAGAAAACGCAGCGAUUACCGAGGAAAGAUUGGCGAAGAAAAUUGAUUUAGACGACAGUCAGCUUCACACUCCACUGCCUGAUGCCAUGUCCACGGUGGUGGCCAUGGUCCUCCAGGCUGCCGAUCAAGCAAGUGAUGCUGAAGUUACCGAAAGUCAGCCGAACACUGAAAAGACUUCUGCGCUCGAAGAGGUUCCGGAGACGUCCGUGGUAUCGUCAACGUUGAACGCCGAAACCCACGCAGAAACUGGUAAUGUUGAGCUUGACAUUUUCCGAGAUGAAAUUACUGACGAUUCUAAUGCUGGAAAAAACACGAUAGUUGUAGCACCAGAAAGCUCCGAUUCUUUGUCAGGAACUUUGCUUGAACAGCCAGCGGUGGUGGAUUUUGUUGACGUCCAACAAUCGAAUCAGCAAGAGGCCGAUAAUGCAAGAACAAACGAAAAGACAGAAGCAAUUGUACAUGUUGAUGAAGUUUUAGUGCAAGCAGACGAUUUACCAGCAGUGACUGUCGUUGAAAAGGACUUUUCGCAAACAAAAAUUAACUCAAAACCCACGAAGAGCACGCCUGAAUUACGCGGUAAGUCUCUCUCCGUAGCUACCAAAGUCGAAGAAGAGACAACCCAAGUGGCUAAAGGAGACGCUGCCGGGGUAGAGGCAAGUUCGUCAGAUGCAGCAACCAAGGCUGCUGUCCAAGCCGCCCUCUCAGGACCAGUUCCUCCGAACGCAGCAAUUGUUAUUUUUCCAGCUUCGCCUGCAGUUGAGGAAACUCAAACUGAAGCCGAUUUGCCUAUUCAGGCGGCAGCAACUGUCAAAGUAGUCACUGAAGAAACUGAUACCGAAGCUCCAGCUGUCCAGUCCAUCAGUGCGUCGGUCACCGAUUCGGCAAAUACGGCAGUUGUAGAUUCAGUUAGUGAGGCUGUAGUUGAAUCCACUAGUGAGGCUGUAGUUGAAUUCGAUAGUGAGGCUGUAGUUAAAUCCGCUAGUGAGACAGUUGUCGAUUCCGCAAGCUCUCACUCUGAUGUUUCGUCCGAUUCUGCCGUUGACUCUCCCGUGAGUGCGCCCGUUGCUGAACUUGUCACAACUGUAGAAGCUGUUAUCAAUGAAGCCACAGCUACAACUCAACCUGAACUUGGAUCGACUGCUUCCCAGGCUGCCACGCAGACGCUUGAAUCUAACGACAUUACUAUAAAACGUCAGCCUCCAUCAGCCCAAGGUAAUUUGCUUGUAGAUCCAGCAACCAAAUCCACAUUUUUCAGCACGUCGUCUUUCGGUUCCCCGAUCUCAGCUGCAAACUUGAUCUUGGGACAACCGGUUAGAGUUCCAGGCGCCUUCUCUUUCAAUGGCCGAGCUACAGCACAGCAAACACCAGAGGCUUUUCAACCCAGAGACUUCGUCGACCCUCGCUUCAGGCAGUUCAUUUUUGAUAACGAUUCUCCCGACGUCGUAGCAGCCAAAAUAAACUUUUUCCGUAUAAGAGCGGCAACUUUGGGAGCCCCAAUCGCCAUCAGUUUGGGCCCGGCACCGGGGGCUGCCACUGCUGCACAAGCCUCAACAACAGCAGCUUCCCCCAGUUCUUAAAUGCCAUCAAACAUUAACAAUGAAUCGAUAUUGAAAUAAGAGCUGAAAAAAUCAUGUGUUGGAAUAUUCAGUAAGAGAACGGUCAGUAGUACGCAGGACAAGUUUGGCAUCACCUCUCGUUUUUUAUGUUUAAAAUGUAGGCUUUAUUGUCGCUAAGAAAUCUCUAUUUUUCAUUACUUUUCGUAGUAAAUUAUUUAUUCAAGACGUUUAAGAACGAGUAAAUAUUUAGUAUCCAAUGAAGA
This is a messenger RNA of Hyalella azteca, 2425 nucleotides long. Its product is annotated as calphotin. Bases 45 to 2183 code for a protein of 712 amino acids. The record is from RefSeq and is a predicted model, not a curated record. Lineage: Eukaryota; Metazoa; Arthropoda; Malacostraca; Amphipoda; Hyalellidae. The transcript has 2 exons.